AUGUACCGCAAGCCAAAGAACUUUCUUUCAAGUCUUCGGUACUCAAUUAAAAGUCAUCAUGAAACCAUUCCGUCUACUUCUCUUGGUGGCAGCACCCUCCAAUGGAGACCAAACAUCUUCUCAACUUCAGGCCCGAGAAACACGAGCGGGCCUGCCAAAUGGGGAAACAGCGAAUUCGAAACUUACACAAACUCCAACACCGACAUCCGAAUAACCAAGGAUCACACUCUGACCAUAACCCCGUGCUUGAGCCGCGGUGUCUGGACGUCCUCACGCAUCGAGACACAGCAGUCUGAUUUCGCCGCCAGUGCAGAUGGCCAACUGUACAUAGAGUCCCGCAUCAAGCUAGCUCUGGGGAGCAAUUUUAAGCCCAGUCAUACGAACUGGCCAGCUGUGAGCGAGUGGGAUAUUCUGGAGACCGUAAAUAAUGGAAUUGGGUCGUGUAAUGAGACCAAUGGGCUUGGGUCGGGAGGGGUGCCGUUCUCGAGAGGUGUGUGGCAUACGGUUGGGUUUAUGGUUGAUAGGAGUAUGACUGGAAAUCGAGGGAAUGGGACUUGGUUAAAUGAGGCGUUGAAUUGGUAUUUGGGUGGGACGCAGGUAUUUACUGUAAGUGGUAAGAAGGUGGGGGAUAAGAAGACUUGGAAGGCUGUGGCGCAUAAUGAGCACUUUUUGUUGUUGAAUGUAGCAGUAGGGGGCAGUAGGCCUGGCGGACCAAACAGUCAGACGACAGACGGGCCUUCUGUUGGGAUGGAGGUCGAUUAUGUCGGCGUGUGGAAACUCGUAUGAUGACACGAAAAGAACAAGUAAAACGUCCAAACAUUUUUCAUGAGCGUGAACUCAUCGAUCUUUAUGAAAGAAGUGGACUUUAUGGAAGUGUAAUAUUUCUGCUGUUUGUUGUGAGACGCAGGGACAAUUGCCGACCCCCUGAAUAGAUAUCAUAUGCUUGCGCAUC
Molecule: messenger RNA, 952 nt
Organism: Hyaloscypha bicolor E
Lineage: Eukaryota; Fungi; Ascomycota; Leotiomycetes; Helotiales; Hyaloscyphaceae
Product: glycoside hydrolase family 16 protein
Exons: 5
Coding region: 1-786 (261 amino acids)
Biological process (GO): carbohydrate metabolic process
Molecular function (GO): hydrolase activity, hydrolyzing O-glycosyl compounds
Source: RefSeq, a predicted model, not a curated record